AUGGCGUCAAUCAGCGCGCAGAGAGCUCGGCUUUCUCAUCUAAACUCACAAUUACCUCAAUUCGCCAUCGCCCCGUUCCUUCAGCAAAACCCGCGACAUCGACUUCACCUCCGCUACUCGUCGGGAAAGACUCACAGCCGUCCAUCGACUUCGGCGCAGCCCAAGGACAAACGUGUCCCCUCCACCUCCUCGACAUCCUCUACACCCCUCGCAAACGACGUCAAUCCACCCCCAAGCACCCGCCCAGCAGACCUCGAACUCCCCGAACCAAUAUCUCCCUCCGCACCUCUGAACGACAAAGUCACCCGUUGGGUUGCUUACGGACGCGCUUUUCUCUCCUUCUACAAAACAGGCCUCAAAAAUGUGUAUCACAACUACCGAACGUCGCUACCGAUCCGUCGCUCCUUAGGCAUCCCAUCAUACCUACCUACCUCACCUCCAUCGAGGUUCUUUCUCAAAAGCGGUGCCGGAAAUGAUAAGAAGCAUGGGCCCAUCGAAACCCGAACUAGCCGCUCUACAUUCCAGCUCCUGCAUCGUGCAUCUCAUGAUGUCCGGCGCAUGAUCCCCUUCACACUGAUCCUGAUCAUCUGCGGUGAAUUCACGCCGCUUCUGAUUCUCGCGUUUGGGAACUCCGUCACGCCAUAUACAUGCCGAAUCCCGAAACAGAUCGCGAAGGAAAGCGCGCAACGGGCGGAUCGGAAGCGCGCUGCGGUGAGUGCGUAUUCCACAGCAAUGAAGGGGUCCGUUUCAGUCCCGCAAGCGGGGUCAAAUGAGGAGCUGGAGCUGCUUUCUGGUUUCGCGAGCCCGUCGUUCGUGGAAGAGGCUACUGUGGAAGAUGUCUUGAGGGCUUGUGCGGUAUUUGGGCUUGCCAAAACGCAUACUAGGCCUGCGGUGCUGGUGAAUCCGUUAUAUCGCCCGCGGUUGAGGAAGUAUGCGGAGUAUCUUGCGUUGGACGAUAAGUUGAUUCGGAAAGGCGGUGGGGUUUCUGCGAUGGAGAGCGCCGAGGUGAAGCUUGCAGUUGAGGAGCGGGGAGGUCAGGGUCUUCCUCAGGGAAUAGAGGGCUGGGAGACCGAGAGGCUCGAGAGGAGAUGGUUGGAGAUGUGGUUGGAUAAAUGUAAAUACUAG
This is a messenger RNA of Aspergillus puulaauensis, 1125 nucleotides long. RefSeq lists its product as uncharacterized. Gene Ontology annotation, biological process: intracellular monoatomic cation homeostasis. The transcript has a single exon. Gene Ontology annotation, cellular component: mitochondrial inner membrane. The record is from RefSeq and is a predicted model, not a curated record. Gene Ontology annotation, molecular function: ribosome binding. The coding region runs from base 1 to 1125 and encodes 374 amino acids. NCBI's taxonomy places the organism in Eukaryota, Fungi, Ascomycota, Eurotiomycetes, Eurotiales, Aspergillaceae.